Ipomoea triloba (trilobed morning glory) is the source of this 1176-nucleotide messenger RNA. RefSeq lists its product as uncharacterized. The transcript has a single exon. The coding region runs from base 1 to 1176 and encodes 391 amino acids. Lineage: Eukaryota; Viridiplantae; Streptophyta; Magnoliopsida; Solanales; Convolvulaceae. The record is from RefSeq and is a predicted model, not a curated record.
AUGUCCACAUUUGGCCCAUUAGUGAUUGCAAUUUCGUUAAAUUGCAAUAGAAUUGAAGGUAGUAGGACAUUUGGCCACAUUCCCGUUUCAUUCGAACAACAAAGAGGUGAGUAUGGUGGUCCAUCUCGACACAGACGGAAUGUAGAGCCGAUGCCGAUAGAGGAACAAAUAGGAGACCCAAAUUUGGAUGAUGCAUAUGAUUUUUGGUUACGAAGCGAUGAUUCUGAAGAGUAUGUCCCUUCCGAUGAUUCGGGAGAAUAUGUCCAUUCACAUGAUUCGGAAGAAUAUGUCCCACAUGUUCAAGAUAAUAUGUCAAUGCGGCAAAUGCUCCACGCGCAAGUCGAGGUGCAACCCGAUAAUGCGUCAUGGUACGAUGAUGUUGAACAUUCCGGGCAACCUUCUCAGUAUGGGAGUUCGCUCUUGCAAAUUGGAGCUGUGUACGAAAGUUACAAGAAAUUAAAAAAAUUGGUAACACAGCACAAUCUUGCCAUUUAUAGGCAAUUCACGACGCUAUAUAAGAAUCCAAUGUAUUGGAAGGCAACGUGUUUGCAUUCCCAACACUGUCCGUGGAUGAUUAUGGCUACGCUGGUUGACAAUUGCGGGCCACAAUGGGUAAUUAAAAAGUUUGUUGACGAUCACAAAUGUCGAGUGGAUUACACCCGAGGUGGCGUCGAUUACAUCCUUACAAGCAGAGUCAUUACGGAUUUCAUAUUGCCAAAAAUUGAAGCUGACCCGCAGUACAAGAUAAAAUAUGUACAACAAGAUGUCAAUGCAAAAUGGGGUGUUAACGUGGACUACAAGAAGGCUUGGUAUGCAAGGGUGAGAGCUCUCGAAACGCUACAUGGGAAGUGGGAUGAGUCGUACAACCUAUUGCCUAAGACAUUAUUUGCUAUACAACAAACAAAUCCCGGGACUAUUGUUGAUAUUGUCGGUAGCCCGACGAAUACUCCGGAUGAGUUCCAUUUUAAGUAUGCGUUUUGGGCAUUCAAGGCCGCAAUUGACGGGUUCAAGUACUGUUUGCCGGUCCUUACAAUUGAUGGAACUCAUCUAUAUGGGAAGUAUAAAGGGAACCUUUUGUUAGCGGUAUCGAUGAAUGCCAACAGGGAAAUAAACGGUAGGAAACUACUAUAUGCGGUUGUAGAACACACAACACCAAAUCAAUAUAUUUGUUUUUGA